Messenger RNA from Schizosaccharomyces osmophilus, 1182 nucleotides. RefSeq names its product NAD/NADH kinase. The coding region runs from base 1 to 1182 and encodes 393 amino acids. Gene Ontology annotation, biological process: NADP+ biosynthetic process; NAD+ metabolic process. The transcript has 6 exons. The record is from RefSeq and is a predicted model, not a curated record. NCBI's taxonomy places the organism in Eukaryota, Fungi, Ascomycota, Schizosaccharomycetes, Schizosaccharomycetales, Schizosaccharomycetaceae. Gene Ontology annotation, molecular function: NAD+ kinase activity.
AUGGAGACUUACGAUGACUCAUGUUUGCCAACAAAUCCCACUACAGAAAGUGACUAUCACGGAGGCUUUCCAUAUUGUUCUGUACAUGCGCAAAUCUUCGGCAGUGUGUCAGACUGUAUGAUAAUGCGAAAGAAAGCACCUGCAAAUGAACAAGAGGCUUUACGUGAUGUGGUUUGGGAGACACGAACUAUUAAUAAAAAGCUUCAUGUUACACCGAUUCAUGCAAACAUUACGUCCGUGCUAAUCGUUUCUAAGCCUGGAGAUGAAGAAGUUGAGGAAAAAGUACGAGAACUAAUAGACUGGCUGCUGUCUUUGGAAAACGUUGUUAUAUUUAUUCAGAAAAGUAUGGAAUCUUUGUUUAAAAAGCACGAGAGAAUUCAAUACUGGACCACUUUAUUAUGUACCAAACAGUCACAGCUGUUUGAUUUGGUUUUGGCACUGGGAGGAGAUGGGACGGUUCUGUACACAAGCCGUCUAUUUCAAAGAACUGUUCCUCCAAUUAUGCCUUUUGCCAUGGGCACUUUGGGAUUUUUAACACAUUUUGAUAUCAAUAACUACAAAACCUCUAUUUCAGAUAUUUGCAAGGAAAUGUACAUCCAUCUGAGAACUCGCUUUGAAUGUCGUGUCAUGAAGAAACGGGAUAGGAGCAAGUUGGUUAGUAUUGAUUAUCAUUUGUCGCAGUCUUUGUGUGCAACAAACACAGAUACACACGACUUUACGAAAUCAUUGGUAGUUUUAAAUGAAGUUGUUAUUGAUCGAGGCCCCAAUACUUCAAUGAGCGAUUUAAUGCUAUACGUCGAUUCCAAGUAUUUGACGACUGUAAAAGCUGAUGGACUCUGCGUGUCCACACCGACAGGAUCGACUGCAUAUUCGCUGGCGGCUGGUGGUUCGCUUUGUCAUCCUGAUAUCUCUGUCAUGAUUGUUAGCCCAAUUUGCGCUCAUUCAUUGAGUUUACGACCUAUCCAUGUUCCUGAUUCGAUGGCUCUUCAUGUCGUUGUUCCUCAAGAUGCUUCUCAAAGUAGCUGGAUUUCUUUCGACGGUAGAAAUCGGACUGAAUUAUUACCAGGAGAUUAUUUAACCGUUCGUAUUUCACGAUAUCCUUUCCCCACUGUGCAUUCUUCGGAAGAUGAUGCCGAUUGGUUUGAAAGUAUUAAACGAACUCUAAUGUGGAAUCAAAACUGA